Molecule: messenger RNA, 1745 nt
Organism: Babesia bovis T2Bo
Lineage: Eukaryota; Apicomplexa; Aconoidasida; Piroplasmida; Babesiidae
Exons: 6
Coding region: 31-1665 (544 amino acids)
Cellular component (GO): mitochondrion
Molecular function (GO): hydro-lyase activity
Source: RefSeq, a predicted model, not a curated record
CACAUUUCCAUUAGACAUGAUAUAAUCGCAAUGUCACCGCAGUUUUUUCAUAUAAAGUGUUUAAGACGAACAUGGAGAUGCUAUACAUGUAGAUAUAGCAUACAGAAUGGCACUUCAUCAGCGUUUACCCGGGGUUUGCACAGUCACGUAGAAAAACCGUCCGAUGAAAGCUCAAUAAAAGAAUUCGACGACGACGCAUUGUUAAAUCAAGUGUUCAAUUCGCGCCAUUUCGAAUGGUCCCAUGGAGAUUACUUGGAGGCUCCCAUGGAUAUACACACCAAUGCACGUGCAGACGCCCCUUUGAUUAGUCGCAGCAACACGGGUAUGGGAUUCUUAGUGUUGAACAGCCUAUACACCGGAAUAUCGCAAAUAAACUCCUUAUAUCGCAAAUUGGCAGACCUUGAGACAAACAUAUACAAACGAUUUGUCGUUGUCACCAGCAUGACCAGGCAUAUAUUCAGCAAUGGACUACAUCCAAUAGAACAGAAGCUCUUUUCCGAAUCCUUGCGAAAGUUGAAACAUCAUGAAAAAGGCCAACCAUUGUUUAAAGUUGUUUUACGAUCAAUUGAUGACUACCUUAAUAAUAUAUGUGACUUGUCAUAUCUAAUACAAAGCUACAAGAAGCCCCUGCUUGCUUAUGCCAACGGGGUAACAGGUGGUUAUGGAUCAUGUUUAAUUUCACUGGCAAAUACCAGCGCCUGCUACAAACAUUCGAAAUUCAAAUUCAACAAUAUAGAUAACGGUGUGCCCCUUUUAGGAGGUCAAUCUUAUUUACUUGCUAUGCUACGUGGAUCACUUGGGGAAUACCUGUUGUUGACGGGGAAGGUGCUCUCCGGAGAAGAUCUAGUAUGGUCAGGAUUGGUGAGACGAUUUAUUCCACCAGAUGCAAUAGGUCUCAUCCAACUAACAGCUGAGAGACUUGUGGAAUUACCUGAAAAGGAAACUGAAAUCCAGCUACAAGAACUAUAUUCUCCAAUAGAAACACCAUAUUCACUAGAAAGGUUUGAGUGGCUAAUACACGAACAUUUCAAUCGACCAUCAGUGAAGGAUAUACUACACAGCCUUGAACGUGGGAUAUCCGAAAAAAAAUUGAGGUCACAAAGUAAUCUUAAAAGUGAUGUUGUUAGAAAUUGGGAGAUGGAAACUAUGGAUAUUAUCAUGGACCGAAAAUCAUCGGAAUUGAUGGACUUAGAUACAUCAUUAAAGCUGAUUAGGGACGUCAAGGCCUAUAAGGUGGAGGUGCUUAAGUCGCUAGAUAUCACACCAAAGCGGUGGGAAGAAAUUAAAAGGUUUAUUUACAAGCCUCCAUUGGAAAAAAACGACAUGUAUGCAUUUGAGUUGCUCAGGAACGUACAAUGUGAAGUUUUACUGGAGUCAUUACAACUGGAACUUGAGUCGUUCUUCACAAUGUUAGGGAAGUCUCUGGGUCUACCAGACUAUAAUAUUUGGCCAGAAUCAAGGUUCUCGGUCCACCCAUUCACACCAUCAUAUCGAUCAGGAGUUGCCUUGUCAUCCCUCCCGUAUUUACGCAAACUUCACCCGGACUAUGAUGCCAAUACAGACAGUGAUCAUGAUGCCAUUCGAACUGAUAGACUACAUGAACGCUGGCCCCCUGAUUUUCUACAGCGGGAGAUGAUGCUCAUGAAACGGAUACUAAUAAAAUAGAGAUAUUUUAAUAUUUAGCAAUUCAGACACAAACGUGGAAUUUGUAGUUAAUUAAUGUGUUUCAUCUAACAUUGUUACUA